Rhodotorula graminis WP1 is the source of this 1733-nucleotide messenger RNA. RefSeq lists its product as uncharacterized. NCBI's taxonomy places the organism in Eukaryota, Fungi, Basidiomycota, Microbotryomycetes, Sporidiobolales, Sporidiobolaceae. The transcript is spliced from 5 exons. The record is from RefSeq and is a predicted model, not a curated record. The annotation marks the transcript as partial.
AUGGGUGCAGCCCAGCAGAACCGCCCGGAGGACCUCGACGACCGCUGUCUCGCCAAGUACGGCGUCCUCGACAACCGGUUCGGCCAGAACCCGUGCGAGGUCGCCCGCGUCCUGCUCGACAUGUGCGCCCCGCAGGCCUACUACUCGCUGCCUGCACUCGACGUCGUCGCGAACCAGACGCACUACCCGUCCCCGAACCCGUACCAGGCGACCGAGUGCCAGUGCUCGAUGGGCGUGUACAACCUCUUGCAGGGUUGUGCGGCGUGCCAGCAAGAGGCGCCGUACCAGUCGACCCUGUGGACCGACUGGGUUGCCAACUGCACCAUGAGCAACAUCAACGGCGGCCAGGUGUUCCCGUACGCGUGCCCGGGCGACGUCGAGAUCCCGCCGUGGGCCUGGCAGAACAACGCCAACGGAGCGCUCUCGGUCGGCCAGAUCUUCCGCAACGCCUACGGCAACCCGCAGACGUCCUUGUCCUCGUCGUCGACGACGUCUCCGCCAGCAACCGCCACGUCCGACUACACCGAGUUGUCGGGCAAGCAGACGGUCACGAGCGUGCCUGCGGGCGACAUCUCGGACGAGCAGGCCGAGCGCAACACGGACAAGUCGGUCAUGGCUGCGCUCCUCGCCGUCCUGAUCCCUGUCGUCGUCAUCACGCUCGUCGUCGUCGGUGUGUGCGUCUACCUGCGCAAAAAGCGGCGCCGGUUCCGCGGUCGCGGGCACAAGCUCGACUCGUCGGCCGAGCUGCCCGAGCACGGCGCCCACCACCUGUACGACGGCUCGGACGCCACCUCGUCGACUGCCGGCUUCAGCAGCAGCACGGCCGGCGGCGCCGGCGCCGGCGCCAGCGGCUUCAUGAAGCAGAAGGACUCAGGCGUGUCGGUCUUUGCGGCCCGGCCGGCAGCUCCGCAACGGUCGUCGACGGCGCGCAGCUUCACGACCAACUCGGUGUCGACGGGCGUGCCUGUCGGCGCGUACGGCGACCGCCUCGGCUACCGCGAGUCGACCCUGUACUCGGCGUCGACCGGGUUCGACACGCUCACGCGCUCGAGCGCGUUCAGCUACGACCCGAGCGGCGACUCGUACCGCGACCACGACGACGCGUCGCUUGCCGACACGACGGCGCACCGCCACCUCGACGACGACGACGAGUCGAUCUCGCCAUUCGCCGACAUCCACCGUCCUGCCCCCUCCCUCACCACGACGCGCGACAACAUCCACUCGGCGCCGCACGCCCCGGCGUCGUCAUCGUCGGCCUACGCGCGCUCGUUCUCGACCUUUUCGCUCAGCGCGAGCACGACGCGCUCGUCGACCGGCGGCGGCGGAGGCGGCGGCGGCGAUGGGCCGGUGGUCGGGUCGUCGCGCACGACGCUCGAGCCCGACGCGGCGUCGUUGCGCACGACGGCGAGCUCGCAGGGCGCGCCGCCGAGCAGCAGUGGGGCGACGUAUGGCGGGGCGCGCGAGGACGAAGAGGACGGCGACGACGACGAGGGCUUGAGCGAGCGGGGCUCGCUAAGGCGGUAGUUUGAGGGCUCUCUCCUUCUCUCUUCUCCAGACACUCCCCCCUCUCUCACUCUUUCUUGUUGUCCUGCAUGCGAGGGAUGUACACACGCGAGGGCGCACGGACGCUCUCUCUUCUCCCCCCUCCUCCCCUCCUCUUCUUGCUUAGCUUGUCCCCUCGCGCUCUCUCCCCGUCUGUGCCGAUGUUGUCCUGUACCUAGUCGAUCCUGCGC